Messenger RNA from Williopsis jadinii, 1779 nucleotides. It is a transcript of the gene UBP6, whose product is annotated as ubiquitin-specific protease UBP6. The transcript has a single exon. NCBI's taxonomy places the organism in Eukaryota, Fungi, Ascomycota, Saccharomycetes, Phaffomycetales, Wickerhamomycetaceae. The coding region runs from base 101 to 1516 and encodes 471 amino acids. The record is from RefSeq and is a predicted model, not a curated record. Gene Ontology annotation, biological process: regulation of proteasomal protein catabolic process; protein deubiquitination; proteasome-mediated ubiquitin-dependent protein catabolic process. Gene Ontology annotation, molecular function: cysteine-type deubiquitinase activity; proteasome binding; protein binding.
AAUUCCGACCAUUGUUUUGAUUUGAUUUCAAGUGGCAAAAGGUUGUAAGCACUCUUGUUAACGCUUUGGUAAACAAAACUGGCAAACGCAGUGGAAAGAGAUGGUGAAGAUUAGCAUCAAGAACUCAGGUAAGACAUAUCCUUUGGAAUUGUCACUGGAUGAUACUGGGCUGGUGUUUAAGCAGAAGAUUCUGGAGGCCACACGAAUUCCAAUAGAGAGACAAAAGGUGUUGUUGAAGACUGGCCAGUUGAAAGACGAUGUGCUGGUGUCGUCGCUGGGGUUGAAAGAAGGACAGGUUGUUAUGGUCAUUGGUUCUCCUGAGUUGAACUUGCCGGUUGCUGUUAAGACUGUUUUCCUGGAGGAUUUGAAGGACUCCGAUGUGAACUACUCAAACGACCCUGUUGGGCUACAGAACUUGGGUAAUACGUGUUAUCUCAAUUCCUCCAUUCAAGCACUCCACAGCAUUCCAACUGUGGCCAAAGCAUUGGACACGAAUGAGAAAGUUGGAGAGAUUGGGUCUGAGGAGCAUUUGGUUCUGCAGUUGAAGAGGGUAUUCCAACAGCUGGACGAGAAGAAGAAGGACUAUGUCGUUCCUCGUGAAUUGGUGACCAGUUUAAGAGUUAACUCACCAAUGUUCAACGAGCGUGAUCAGAUGGGCAUGUACAAGCAACAGGAUGCAGAGGAGGCAUUUACGCUGUUGCUUCGUUCUUUGGAAAAAGUUAUAGGUGACGAUUUCAUAGAAAACUUUGUCAUCCGUUUCAAGUCCUUGACGAAGAACACCGAGGAUGAAUCGGACGUUGAUGAAAAAGUUGAACAGGAUUUGAAGCUACAGUGUCAUAUCAAUGGCAGUACUAACUUCUUGAAGAAUGGACUCAUCGAAUCCUUGAACGACACGGUGGAAAAGCGCAGCGCCAAGCUGGACAAGGAAUGUGUGUAUGAGGUUAACAAGAAGAUUACCAAAUUGCCAUCUGUGCUGACGGUUCAAUUCGUGAGAUUCUUUUGGAAGAGAUCUACAAAUAGAAAAUCCAAGAUCUUGAGAAAAGUCCAAUUCCCAUUCCAAUUAGACUUGGCUGAUGUGUUGGACGAUGGGUACCGUGAGGAGAAGAUUAAAAUUAGAGACGAAUUGAGAAACGUUGAGAAGCAACAGUUGACGGAGGAGCGCGAGUUUAAGAAGCAGAAGAAGAACAUCCUACCAAAAGACGAGGAUGAAUUCGAUGAAAAGCAAUACAAGAAGUUUGUUGAACAGUUUAAGGAGAAAUUUCCAAAGGAGUUGCAAAAUGGUGAAAAUCCAUCUUCGUUGUACAACCUGAACGCUGUCAUUACACAUCAGGGUACCUCCGCAGACUCUGGUCAUUACCAAGCGUUUGUUAAGGACAAGUACAACGAUAACAGAUGGUGGAGAUUCAACGAUGAUAAAGUUAGUAUCGUGGAUAAGGAAAAGAUUGAAUCCUUGGCCGGAGGUGGUGAAAGCGAUAGUGCAUUGAUCUUGAUUUACAAAGGCUUUGGUCUUGAGUAAAUUCGUAUCCAUAGUUUAUUCUUGUUUUGAUUCUCUUGUAUAAUCUACUUGAUGGAAGUGCGUUUAAUUUAUCUGAGCAACCAACUGUUCAAACUUGGCAACCUCAUCCCAGCAGUUCAACGGCUGUUUCUUAUUGGUUAGAAGGCAUUGGGCAACGUCAUCUUUGGCUUUUGCAACCUCAUCGGUGACUUUAAAGAUCUUAGAUUGUCUCUUGGAUAACGACUCUUGGAACUUUUCCAGUCUCGUAGCGAUAUCUUUGCUGG